Pollicipes pollicipes is the source of this 291-nucleotide messenger RNA. Its product is annotated as pupal cuticle protein Edg-91-like. The transcript is spliced from 2 exons. The record is from RefSeq and is a predicted model, not a curated record. Bases 1 to 291 code for a protein of 96 amino acids. NCBI's taxonomy places the organism in Eukaryota, Metazoa, Arthropoda, Thecostraca, Pollicipedomorpha, Pollicipedidae.
AUGGAGCUCAGUAGCAAGUGGCAGACGUCGAAAACGGGCGUGACCAGCGCCGAGGCGACGUCCCAGCGCGGCCACGCCCCCACCGGCGGGUACGCCCCGGGCGGCGGGUACCCGACGGUCGGUGGGUACGCCGUGGUCGGCGGGUACGGCCCGGCCGGCUCGUACGGUGGCGCGUACCCGGGCGGCCCGUACACGCCCGGGUGCGGCCGGUACGGCCAGAAGCCGCGCAUCGAAUCGUACGGCGUCUGGUACCAGGGCGGCGGCGCGUACGGCCCCGCGUACGGACCGUAA